AUGCUUGUCAGCUCCUCUGAAGAUUACGAGACAAGCAGUUCCACAGUGGACUGGAUUGAUAGAUUUGUUCAAAGCUUCACAGAUGCCUUUUUGGUUAGAGUAGACCAGGCAUUUGUCGACGAUCCUUUCAACCUGUUUGGGCUCUCAGAGAGCGUCAAAGGAUACGAAAAACUCAUUAGAAUACUUAGAGGAGAAGAGCUCUCUUCCGCCCACGAAAACAUUGCUAGUCUGUACUACAUGAUACACCAGAGGUACAUCAUAUCAAAGAAAGGCCUUGAGGCCAUGCACAGCACCAUUUGCACAGGCGUCUACGGAAAGUGCAAAAGAGUAUUCUGCAGCGGAUUCCCAUUAAUUCCCUUUGGAGUGAGCGAAAAGCCAAACAGAUCAACCACCAAGCUGUACUGCAACCAGUGCAAACAGCUAUACGAGCCAACAAACGAGCUGUCAAAAAUUGAUGGAUGUGCAUUUGGUCCAACUUUCCCGCAUCUAUUCAUUCUUAUGUAUGGAAACAUAUUUCCUAAGAGAAGAGAAGAUAUAACAUAUACUCCUAAAAUCUUUGGGUUUAGAGUUGAAAGCACAAAGGAUGAAUAG
Messenger RNA from Nematocida minor, 591 nucleotides. RefSeq names its product casein kinase II subunit beta. The transcript has a single exon. Lineage: Eukaryota; Fungi; Microsporidia. The record is from RefSeq and is a predicted model, not a curated record. Gene Ontology annotation, molecular function: protein kinase regulator activity. Bases 1 to 591 code for a protein of 196 amino acids. Gene Ontology annotation, cellular component: cytoplasm; protein kinase CK2 complex.